Miscanthus lutarioriparius is the source of this 477-nucleotide messenger RNA. Lineage: Eukaryota; Viridiplantae; Streptophyta; Magnoliopsida; Poales; Poaceae. The record is from the annotation of a GenBank genome assembly.
AUGACACCGAUCAGCGAGCAGCAACCCAACGAGGAGCCUGAAACACAAUCUUCACCAAGCCGUAAUUCUCCAGUUCCAAAUGAGGUAGCGGUAAUCAGGGAUGUGGAGAAUGCCAACCAGGAGCAACAACAACAGGCUGCGAGGCAGGAGCGGGACUUCCUCGCGGGGAUCAGGAAGCUCUUCAAGAGCUUCAAGAACCUCUCCCAUAUCUUCGAGAUAUACAAGGAUGAGGAUGAGAAGGAGGACGAUGAUGACACAAGUAUUGAGAUCGGGCUUCCAACGGAUGUGCAGCACGUGGUGCACAUAGGCCUGGACGGAUCCACCAACUUGUCAAACCUAAGGGGCCUAGAGGGGGCCAGGGAGCUGUUCUCCCUCUCCAACCUCACCACCCUCGAGCAGUUUGAGCUCGCCAUGGCCUCGCUGGCUGCUAGUGGCAAAGAGCGAAAUGGGGUGUUAGAUAGAGUUCCCCCUAACUAA